This is a messenger RNA of Penicillium pulvis, 849 nucleotides long. Its product is annotated as oxygenase MpaB family protein. The transcript is spliced from 2 exons. Gene Ontology annotation, molecular function: oxidoreductase activity. The record is from RefSeq and is a predicted model, not a curated record. Bases 1 to 849 code for a protein of 282 amino acids. NCBI's taxonomy places the organism in Eukaryota, Fungi, Ascomycota, Eurotiomycetes, Eurotiales, Aspergillaceae.
AUGAGCGAGAAACCAGAGAUUUCGCCCACAAAGGGGGACACGGCCCCCGAAGACCCAAGCUUUUUAAAUGCACUGGACGAGCCACACAGCAUACAGAAAAUUGUACAAGAAGGUCUUCUACUCGCAGGGGGCGCAGCCGCUAUCCUGCUACAGGUGGCUGAGCCCGGUGUCGGGAAGGGCGUCCAUAAGCACAGCGACUUCGCGUCCCGACCACUUGACCGUCUUCGCACCACAAUGACAUAUAUUUACUGCAUGACAUACGGCACUCGAGAUGAGAAAAAGGCAAUCAUAGAGAUGGUUCAUCGAGCCCAUGCCCCCGUCAUUGGGCCAGACUAUUCCGCCAACGACCCCAGCCUGCAGUUAUGGGUAGCAGCGACACUUUAUGCAGUUGGCACUGAUCUUUAUCAAAGAGUCUUUGGAGACAUGGACAAAGACACAUCUGAUGCGAUAUACCAAGAAUAUUCGAUCUUGGCCACAUCUCUUCGUGUCCCUGCCGGGAUGUGGCCCCCAUCUCGUGUAGCCUUCUGGCAAUACUGGGAUGAUAAGAUUGCGACAGUUGAAAUCACCGAUGAUGCAAAACAUGUGGUCCAAGAUCUACUGCGAAACAAGAAGGCACCUAUUGCAGUCCGCGCUGUUCUUCCCUUGGUCCGUCUCACUACUACUGAGAUGCUGCCUCCAAGAAUUCGCGAAGCCUACGGCCUGAAGUCAACUAAGAUACGGAGAGGGUCCUACCGGUUUCUGAUGGGGCUCACCAAGGUAACAUACCCCCAUCUUCCCCGCGUGAUUCGAACCCUUCCUAUGCGGUACUAUUUGAAGGAUAUGCGACGAAGACUUGGUGAUAUGGCUUAG